UUAACACAAACAUGGCGGAAGUUGCCGAAAAGAGUGUUUAUCUUGUCUACAUGGUAAAAUGUCCUCAAUAAUACCACCAAUACUGUGAAUAAGAUUCAGCAUUAUUUUGGAAAGGAAAUACUAUAAGUUAUUUGAUUCACAACUGACCCCCUACAGAUCCAUAGACGGUAACUUAAGUAAAAUCCUGAGAAGUUGACGCCAAAAGCUGAAGAGAGCAUGCGCAGUGGUGUAGUGGUUGAAAUGCUUUAAGAUUUUAAGUAAAGAUGUCAAACAAUGACAGUUCCCAGCUGUCUUCCAGUGGUAAAAUACCAAUCCUAACUGCUUCCCCAUUAGCUGCUCGGAAGAAGAAACAGUUUAACAGAGGAGGAAAACGCCAUCAAUUCAGACACAGUGACUCUGACACAGAUUCUGAGAACAGUGAUGAUGACUUUUCCAUAACAAGUUCACAACCUAGUCAUCCUGGUCAUGGUGGUGGUGUCCCUGUGGUGAAGAAGGAACUACUAGAAACAAAGUCAACAGCUUCUAAGAGUAGGAAACGGAGGAAAGCUAGACAAGAUUGGGAAAUAGUGGAAGGCCUGAAAGAUGGACAAACUUGUGAUGAUAAACCUGGCAAUUAUCAAAGUUACAUGAUGAAAAAAAGAAGAUGGCCUCUGAAAGGAUGGCACAAGAGAUUUUUCUUCUUGGAGAAAGGAAAGUUGUUUUAUGCUAAAGCACCAGGAGAUAUACAAAAAGGAAAAUUCCAUGGAGUUAUUGACAUUGGUUUAUCUGUGAUAGCAUUCAAACGACACAGGCACAGAAUUGAUAUUGACGCUGAAGAUAUUGUCUAUCAUGUUAAAGUUAAAGAUAACCGAUCCUUUGAGGAAUGGAUACAGAGACUGAAGCAUCACCGUCUAUACAGACAACAUGUGAUAGCCUUCGGAACUAAAGAAUCACCCAAGCUUACUGACAUUACUUCACCAACAGAAGACAUUGGAUUUUCUACAGAUAAAGGAAGAGAACACAAAUUAAGUGCAGAUGUUAUACGGCAAUCAAGUUUUAAGAAAAUUGACGUCCAACAAAGUCGUGUAGCUACAUGGGUGAUGGACUCGGCUGGAUUUGAACACUGUGAUAAAGGUUUGAAUGAGACCCAGACCAUUCUAUGUGAAUUGAGAGACGAUUUAGAACAACUUAGAAAUAUACCAUUAACACCAGAUUCUGUAAUAGAGAUGCCAAAGUCACACAUUUGGAAUUCAUGCAAUAUUGAGAAGAAAAAAGAGAGAAUUUCAGGAACUACUAACGGAUUGAGACAUUCCCAAAAGGGGACAGGAUUAGGAAAUUGCUUCACUCUCCUUGAGGCUGAAAGUGAACCAAAUGAUUUGAAGAAGAAAAGUCGCGGCCUAGGACUAAGGAGUAAAAGAAAAGAGAAAAAAACGAGUGACACCUCGCUGACAGAUAAUGAUCUCAUGAGAACCAGUUCUUCCAAUCCAAACCUUGUACAUUUUGAGAUGAGCAGAACGAGACCCAGCAGCAUGUCUGAUGCACACUAUACCAGUGGGAAUGACUCAUUUCUCAGUAGUCAAGACACUUAUGUUAAUGAUAGCAAAUUAAGAGAAACAUUUGUAAUAAAGGCAGAGAAAGUACAUAAAAAUCUGAAAUCUUUACUGAACAUAAUUGGAACAGAAAGAGAUCGACUGAAGAAAGCAGUUGUAGAUAAUAACAAUUGGUCUGGAUCAUCAGCAAGCUUGAAUAAACAUUUAGUUGAGGCAUUGAGGCAGAAUGCAGACUUAAGAAAUAAAUUAUCAAAGAUUCAUGCUGAGUCAGCAGUUCACAGUGACACUAAACUUGUUCCACCAUCAUCACCUAUCUUAUCACCUGUGCCAAACCUAGACAAGGACCACGACCAUGUUUUAUCACAGUCUUUAUCAACAGAAAGUUGUUCUAUAUCAGAGUACUAUGAUGCUGAGGAGGGGCGAGAGACAGCCAGUGAAUCGUCUUCUGAGCAAUCAGACGAAGAUGAAAUCUCCAGUGAAGAGAAUGACACGGAUUAUACUGCUGUUCAUAGUGUAUCAGAAGACCAGCUAUCAGAUUCAUUUGAGACAGGGCGGAGAUCAAAGUUACCUGUUCCUAAACCAGACACUGGUGAUAUAAGUCUAUGGAAUCUCUUGUAUAAAAACAUAGGAAAAGAUCUGUCUAAAAUCUCUAUGCCAAUUACACUGAACGAACCACUCAGUAUGCUACAGAGAUUAUGUGAAGAACUUGAAUACAACGAGUUAAUAGAAAAAGCUGUUGGAUUAGAAGAUCCUUAUGAACGAAUGAUCCAUGUAGCUGCAUUUGCAGUCAGUAGUUAUGCAAGUACAGGGUACAGAGCUGGUCACAAACCUUUCAAUCCACUGCUGGGUGAGACGUAUGAAUGUGAUAGGCCAGAUAAAGGAUGGAGAUUUGUGGCAGAACAGGUUAGCCACCAUCCUCCAAUAUCUGCUUGUUACUGUGAUUCUAAAAACUUUAUAUUUUGGCAAGAAACUCGAAUAAAGACAAGAUUUUGGGGAAAAUCUAUGGAAAUACAACCUGUAGGCAUUGUCAAUCUAGUUCUUCCAAAGUGGAACGAGCAAUAUAGAUGGAACAAAGUUACCACAUGUGUUCAUAACUUACUGGGAGGUCAACGAUGGGUCGAUCAUUACGGAGAGGUUAAUAUCACCUGUGGAGAUAUCACCUGUAAACUAACAUUUAAAAAGGCUAGCAGCUGGUCCUCAAAACGACAUGAGAUCCAUGGUCAUAUAAACAGUCCUGAAGGGAAGGUGGUCCAUCAUCUAUCAGGGAAGUGGAACGAAGCUUUAUACUGUGGUACUCAUCAUGGUGGCAAUCAUCAUCAGGCCACCAGUAAAUUAGUAUGGAGACCCGGUGCCAUGCCAGAUGAUUAUGAGCUGUAUUAUGGCUUUACCAGAUUUGCAAUAGAAUUAAAUGAGUUGGACCCUGAUGAUGCUAAGACACUGCCACCUACAGACACAAGGUUCAGACACGAUCAAAGACUAUUAGAGGAAGGAAAGAUUCAUGAUGCUGAGAAUGAGAAGACAAGGUUAGAACAUCUGCAGAGAGAAAGAAGGAAGAAAAGAGAAACAGAAGGAUUAGAUUACAGUCCUAUGUGGUUUAAGAAAACAGGAAAAGAGAGUUAUGAAUACCUUGGGAAAUACUGGGAAUGUAAAAAGUCACCAGGAUUUAAUAAAAUGUCUUUUGUGAAGCUAUGGUGAACAGUAACAGGAAACCAGUAGAAAGGCUGACAUUAAAGGCCCAGUAGCUACAAAACUUAGAUCCCUAUAUUUAUACAGAUGUAUACCUUGAGAGACAAACAAGCGAAUGAGUUAAAGAGAAACAUUACAAAUUGAUAUCUUCCGAUGAUUGACAAGACAGAAUUAUUUCUUAUUGUCCAAAACUUGUGAUCUAAUGUGUCAAGACCUGCAUUUCACAAAAGGUGGUACGAAUAAGGAUCAUAUAAAUAUCCUUAAUUUAACCAUCAAUUGUACUAUCAUUUUGAAACACAGGCCUUGAGUACAAUGAUAUUGAGGCAUUUUUUUUCUUUUCCCACCAUAUUUAGUAAGUCAUUUUCAAAACCUUUUUAUUUUGGGGCCAAUAAUGGGCCUUUAAGCCCCUACUCCUUCACCUCAUGUAUCAUUGCAUUUGUGAACGUCUUUAUGCCCCUACUCCUUUCACCUCAUGUAUUAUUGAAUUUAAGGCCCCUACUCCUUUCACCUCAUGUAUUAUUGUAUUUAUGAAAGUGUUUGGUCUUUAUUUCUUCCCUGUAAAUGAAUGAAUAAUGGGUGAUUGAAUUCCGAUGGUAAAGUUAUAUUCUGCAAAUGGAUUUUAUAUGUAGAUUAAAGUUGAUUAGUGAAAAUUGCACAAAUUAAGAGUAGAAAAUACACAUCUAUCGUAAAUUUGUGAUUUAGAAAGAAAUUUUAAAAAAUUGUGAUGAAGUAGCUUGUUUUGUAAUCAAUUAAAUAGUUUGUCAACUCAUAAAAUGGGGAGAAAGAAUUUGACCAAACAUGCAUGGAGUUGUACACUUGCUAUUUUUAUUCCUUAUCCAAAUAAUUUUUCCAGGGUUCCCAUACCAAAUCAUAAACUUAGCUAGUUUUGGUUAUGUUAUUUGGAAACAGCAGGCGACAAAAGUCUUCCUUCGAAAACUCACACAACCUUAAAGUAGUUUUUUCUUAGAGUCUAUUCAGCUUUUGACUUUAAGUGCUAUAUUUAUUUCUGGAACUCAUAACCGAAUGUUUGUAGGCUCACCAUAGUGGUAUAUGUUGAAACGAUAGUAUAUAUGCCCAUAAAAAACUUGUGAUUAUUGAAUUUUAAAAUUAUAGUUUAGAAAAUGUUAUUUGCAUUAUAAUAAUCCUAAUGUGAUUCAUGAAUAUUCUCAUGUGUGAAGUAGUACAAUAUGUUGCUUUCAUUUCAUUGUUUAAGGUGGUACCUAUUACUCCAGGGAGAUAACUCUGUAUUAUCAGCUAAACGUUUUAAUUACGUAACCUUGUGAAGAAAUAUAAAGCUUCAAAAUGAUCAAAAUUAGUGUUUGUCAAACUGCUAUAUAACCAGUGUAAUUUUUCUGACAAAACGGUUGGUUCAAAAUUUUUGAUUUUUUUUUACUUUUGUCAAAGGAUUAAAGUAAAUACGUUGACAAAAUUUUAUGAAAAUUAAACAAGCCAAAUUAAUUUUAGAGAAAGUGUUGGGUACCACCUUAAAUAUAACUGUGGAUUCAUUUAUUCCUUUUGGAACCAGUUUUCUUGGAUUGAGAAACAAUUGUAUUUCAUAGAAAUUUGAUUACACAGUUUUGUUGAAGACUGCAUACAAGCCUAUAAAUGUGUGCAUUUUUUCAAUGAACAUUAAAAUUUGUGGAAAUUGACGAAAUAUGUUUUUCAACGAAUAGUAAUGAAUCCACAGUAUAACUUUUCUAUUAACCAUUUUUCUUUUUAUAUGUAUGUGUGCUCAUUAUCAAAUGUUGAUUUAUUGAAUUAAAUAUACACGAGUGUGUUUUCUUCCUCAACAAUAUAAAUAGAAUUUUAUGCAAUUAUAUGUUAACAUGUGCUAAUAUGUUUAUGCACCUGUGUGCGUUUGUGAUUUCAUAUAUGUAUAUAAUAUAUAGAUAUAUUUACCGUUUUGCUAGAUUUUUGUUUCUGUUGGGUAUGAUAUUUUUUUUAACUAUUGACUGGAAAUAUUUAUUUCAUAGUUGAAAUAAGCAGGUUACCAUGACUACUGUAGUAGUUCUUUACCCUAAAAAGUUGGCAAAUUUUUAUGUUUCUCAGUUGUGAAGAAUGAAAAUAAGGGAGACAAUUGCUGUAACAAACAAAUAUCAUGUAUGAAUUAGAAAGUUUGAGGGAAUAUUACUAAAUGAAUCCAUUCAUGAAUUCAUGUAAUAUUUUAAUGACAACUUUUAUACAUACAAUAAUUUGUAAACAGCAUUCUCUUCGUAAGGUUAAAUUCAAGUAGAACAAUUUUUUAUAAUUUU
Mytilus trossulus (common blue mussel) is the source of this 5467-nucleotide messenger RNA. RefSeq names its product oxysterol-binding protein-related protein 6-like. NCBI's taxonomy places the organism in Eukaryota, Metazoa, Mollusca, Bivalvia, Mytilida, Mytilidae. Gene Ontology annotation, molecular function: cholesterol binding. Gene Ontology annotation, cellular component: membrane; cytosol; intracellular membrane-bounded organelle. Bases 264 to 3224 code for a protein of 986 amino acids. The transcript is spliced from 25 exons. The record is from RefSeq and is a predicted model, not a curated record.